Messenger RNA from Rotaria sp. Silwood1, 3552 nucleotides. The record is from the annotation of a GenBank genome assembly. NCBI's taxonomy places the organism in Eukaryota, Metazoa, Rotifera, Eurotatoria, Philodinida, Philodinidae.
AUGGCAUUCAAUCGUCAGUCUGUAUUUACAUUUCUUAAUGUAUCUGAAUCAAUAACAACAAUUGAUCGUACACGUCUUGAACAGCUUCGUUCAGAUUAUGUAGCAGUGGUUAAAACUUUACCGAAGGCUACAACAACGACAACCGAUAAUCAUAAUGAUCCACUCAAAAUGAUUGCUGAAAAAUUUAUGCUCGUUGACGAUCCUAUCAAUCUUGAUCAUUUAAACCUAUGUGUUUCAUGUAGUAGUUUGGAUGUUGCAUGUGAAGCGAUUCUAGGCAAAUACAUUGACUUUAUAAUAGUCGAAAGACGGAAUGCUAGAAAAACAACUCAAUCGAAUGCAAAACUUGUAAUCCAAUCUUCAACAUUGCCUAUUGUUACUGUCUCAUUAACAAAGAUUAUUUGUCAGAUUCUUGUUAAACAAAAUGAUACAGUUGUAAUCGAAUUCAUUCAGAACUUUUUACUAUCUCCACUUACUGAAAUAACAUCAAAACGAAGAUCACAAGAGAAAUUCGAAGCACUAUCCUCUGAUAAUCUAGUUCGUGCAUAUCUAAAUUCUGGCUGUACACUUGAUGUAUUUAUACGUUCUCAAUUACUUGCUCGUGGUGAUUCGAUCGAUGUUGGACGACCACUCAGUAAACUUCCAUUAAUAGAGUCAAUAACAUUAGUUGAUGAAUUUGAUACUUGGUAUUUCGAUCAAUUACGUGGCCUAUUUGAAUUGAAUCUUAUUCCAGAUGAAAAACAAUUUCCACGUCGUUGGAAAUUAGCAGCAGAUGCACAAAUUUUUUAUACAAUCGAAUUAGCAGGAAAACAAAAACGAGAUGAUUACGAAAAUGAAAAAACAAUAAGAAAUAUCGAUCGACCAAGUACUGUCUCAUUGGAACGAUUUGUUGAAGAUGUUUGUGAAAAAGAAAACAAUGGAAUGGCUGCUAAAUGGCUUGAUGCUUUACGUGCUGAUGACAUAUUUACAUAUGAUCAUUUGGCUAAUUUAAAAUAUGCAGAAUGGAAUGAAUUGAAAGUAUUAUCUAUUAAUGGAAAAAAAAUUCUUAAAUCCUAUAUAGAUCAUGAAAAACAAAUGGCCAGCGAUGCCAAAUCCAGUGCACCAGCAAAAUCAGACAAUUCGAGGAAAAAAUCUGGCAAAAUUCAAUCAGAAUCGGAAUUACUUGCUUGUAUUCAUCAAAUAAAAUUAUACUUCCAUUAUAUACUUGCUGAUGAAUUUGCUUCUGUUGGAAUUCCAACACCGGUUAAAUUAGAUGCUCGUUGUGUUCAUUUAUCAUUCGAUGAAAUGCGUCGAGAUGGUUUUGCUGACGACGGUCUUUUUGAUCAAAUGAAAGUCUUCUUUCUUCCACUCACUAUGAUUGAGCACGAUUUAACUAUUAAUGAUGUACAAUGGCAAAAUUUGUUGCGAGAUCGUUUGCGUGAACGUGAGCAAUUACUUGAGAAACAACAACGUUUAGUUGAUGAACUUACUGAAAAAGAAGACGAAUAUUAUCGACAUGAUGAUUCAAUUAGAAAACUAAGAAAAGAAAUUCAUUUGAAGAGACAAAUAUCAGAAGAACAUAAUGGAGAAAAGUAUGAAGGAUUUUCAGUAGUCGAAUUAUUGAAUGAACAUCGAAAAAGAAUGGAACAAUUGGAACACGAAAGAAAUGAACUGCGUACACAAAUGCAAACUACUGAAGAUUUAAUCGAAAACAUUCAAAUAGGUUUGAUUAGACAAGAUGAUAAAAGUAGCAAGAACACUGAUCGAGAUUUAAUCAAACCAAACAGAGGAUUCAUUAUGUAUGGACCACCGGGUACUGGUAAGUCAGAUAUUAUGAGUAAACUCUCAACACGUAUGGGUGUAUGUAUGGUUGCACCUCCCAUAGCAGCCGGUGAACUCAAUCGACCUCUUGUAGGUGAAUCAGAACGAAUCAUAUCUGAUAUUUGUAUGCGUUGUCAUCGAAUACCCUAUCUUAUGUGUUGCGUAUCAAUCGAUGAAAUCGAUUCACUUGCACCAAAACGUAAAGAUAAUUCAAGUGAUGGAAAUAUUGCUAAAUUAAGUGUACUUUUAUCGGUAAUUGAUGGAAUAAAAGAUGUACCAAAUUUGAUGAUAUUCUGUGCAACAAAUCGUUUACAUAUGAUGGAUGAAGCAUUUCUACGACGUAUGUCAGGCAAAUUUUUCGUUGGACGACCUUCAUCUCAUGCUAGAAAGAAUAUUCUUAGUGGAAUAAAAUCUUGGCAUAUUUCACCAAGUUUACUCGAAAGUUUAACUAUGGCUACAACCAAUUUCAGUGGAGCUGCACUUAGAGCUCUUCGUCGUUUGAUUACAGUUCAUUGUAUCGAUAUGCAACGCAUCAAUCCACAAUAUCAACUAGAUUAUCGUACUAUGCUUCAAUUAGCUGAUACUACUGCUCGACAAUAUCGUAUUGUAAUCGGUUCGGAAACAUUACCGACUCUACUAUUGCGUGCUGAUAAUAAUCAUUCGUUUGAAAACAAUCAGAAGUCGAUAUCAAGAUUUAAUGAUUUACCAAACAAAACAAAUUCUGUAUAUACUGGCAAAAUUAUUGUUAAUUUAGAUGUUCGACGGAUUGAUGUUGAAGCUAUAAAUAUACAUCCAAUUACUGGUGAACGUGAAAAAGUAGUCCAUCAAGAAUUUUUAACUGGUUCAGAAACGAAUAUACAAGAAUUACUUGAACGUUUGACUGUCUAUGGAAAAUCACGUAAUGUUCAAUUAUUACAACUAAUUGAUCUCAAUCUACUAUCGGCAGAAAGUGCCUAUGAUGAAAAAGAAAAAUUUGAAAUUCUGAAAGAACGUCUUGAUGAAUGUGCUGCUUAUCGUCGUUCAAUGAUCGUCUAUGAUUUAGAUUCAUUGAUUGGUGUUAAUAAAAGUGAAGGUAAUUCAUCGAUGGGUCGAUCAACAAAUCUAUCUUUAAUUAAUCAUAAUGUCUACACAUAUGUUAAAGAUAAAUUUAAAAGUGCUUAUAUUCAAACAUCAACAUCUAAUAACAAUAAUGGUAUACAUAAAGAUACAGUUGUUAAUGAAGAAAAAUGGUCUGUUAUGGUCAUAUGUGAUCCAUUUCUUCUACGUCAAUUUUGUGAUGAUGUUGCAUUUACACGUUCAAUAAGUGAAAUCGAAAAAGAAGAAGCUGAAAUGCAUCGUGCUGAUCAACCUAUUAAAUGUGUUCAAUGUAAUGAUUAUUAUCUUGAACAAGAUAAUAAAAUGGGUGUUUGUGUACAUCAUGAUGGAUUUGUUUACGAUAAUCUUUCACUAACACUUACACAAUGGGGUCAACAAGCUGCAAUAGCACAAUUACUUAAAGAAGAAGCAGAAGCUAUCAAUCAGUCAACAACAAAUGCCAUGACAUCCGAACAAAAGGAACAUAUUGAACGUAAAAAACAACGUUUUAAAUAUAUUUGUUGUAAUCAGACUGUACUAGCAUCGGGUAUGAUGAGUGGAUGUAAACGAGGUAAACAUAGUUCAGCUGAUAUUACACUAAUUCAAUGGGAAUAUGCAUGUGACCAUAAUAGAGAAUAUCAAGAGAAACGAUUAAAUCUGUUACAGAGUAGAAUCCAAUAA